AUGUCCAAGUGUUGUUUUAGUGGAGCCCUUCACGAGGGAGAAUCAAUUGGUGAAAUUCAAGAACUGUUUGGCCUGAGAACUUACGUCACAGGUUCGAGCUCGAACGAGAAUAUCAUUGUUAUCUUGUCAGAUAUAUUCGGAAUCAACCUUGUCAACAAUAGGCUAAUCGCAGAUCAGUUCGGAAAGGCCGGAUACAGAGUCUUCAUUCCGGAUAUUCUGUUCGACGAUGCCGUUGAAAUCAAUGCGAACGUCAACAUUCCAGAAUACAUCCAUAAACACAGACCUGAAGUCACUAGGCCAAUCGUGGAUAGCUUCAUGAAGCCCUUGAAAGAGAAACUGAACCCUAAAUUUUUGGGUGUGAUCGGCCAUUGUUUCGGCGGAAAGUAUGCAUUGGACUAUAUCAAGGCAGAUGCGCCUCUUGCUCACGCAGCUGCCAUCGCACACCCUACCCUCGUCGAGAACGAACAGUUUAAGGUUAUCGGCAAAAACCCAUUACUGAUCUCAGCCGCCCAACACGAUUCUCUUUUCACCACGGAAGCAAGGCACGAGGUUGAAAAAGUAUUGAUGGAAUCUGGUGCCGUAUUCCAGUUGGACCUCUUCGGCAGUGUCGGGCAUGGAUUCGCAGUCAGAGGAGAUAUGAGCGACCCGGACGUCAAAUACGCCAAAGAGAAGGUGCUACUGGACCUACUUCACUGGUUUGGGCGUUUCAGCACCGUUUAG
Molecule: messenger RNA, 720 nt
Organism: Lachancea nothofagi CBS 11611
Lineage: Eukaryota; Fungi; Ascomycota; Saccharomycetes; Saccharomycetales; Saccharomycetaceae
Source: the annotation of a GenBank genome assembly